Messenger RNA from Xyrauchen texanus (razorback sucker), 10125 nucleotides. RefSeq names its product collagen alpha-1(XXII) chain-like. The transcript is spliced from 54 exons. The record is from RefSeq and is a predicted model, not a curated record. NCBI's taxonomy places the organism in Eukaryota, Metazoa, Chordata, Actinopteri, Cypriniformes, Catostomidae. The coding region runs from base 287 to 4009 and encodes 1240 amino acids.
AGACUCCACAUCACAGGACAACAGUGUGCAUCUCACUGAGGAUUACUUUGUGUGUGAGUGUGUGUGUGUGAAUUUAUCACACCUAUAUACAAGCUUAACUGGAACUUUGUAGGAGAAUGGUACCUUGAUACCUGGCUGAGGUGCAUGUGUGUGAGGUGUGUAUGAGUUUCUGGAGGAGGUAUAGGAAGAUCUUGCUACAGCAGGCAAGAAACACGGGUGUAGCAACUUGAUGAUCAUCACAAUCGCUUGUUAGCAGAAAUAUCAGUGAACUAUAGCGGACAGGGAGAUGGAGUUUCGAUUUGGCUUCAGGAUCAUUUUGGUCCUGACCAUACUGGCUUUGGCGUUGUAUGGAGGUGGCGCUGAAGGACAAAGGGCAGAUGUUCUGUGUCCCAACAUGAAAGUUCAAGCAGGCCGUUUUCGGCAAAACAGCACCAGGAAUUCCGCAGGACUGACGGAGGUGCCAGGUUUUGAUUUAAUGGAAUACUUCAAUGUGAGAGAUUUACUCGGUGAGCAGUUUGAGCCGGGUCAGACCCCCUAUGUUCGGCUCGGUACCAUGCCCAUCGUCCAACAAACAGAAGAUGUGUUGCCUCAAGGUCUACCUGAUGAAUAUGCAUUUGUGACUACAUUUAAGUUCAGAAAGACCUCUCGUAAAGAAGACUGGUACCUGUGGCAGGUCAAUGACAAAUAUGGCAUCCCACAGGUUUCGAUCCGUCUGGACGGGGAAAAUAAAGCAGUGGAGUACAAUGCCAUUGGCCUGAUGAAGGAUGCUGUCCGGGCGGUCUUUAAAAACCCAGAGGUGGACAACCUGUUUGACCUUAACUGGCAUAAGAUUGGUAUGAGGGUGGACUCCAAGUCUGUGUCCCUGUUUCUGGACUGUAAACACAUUGCCUCACUGCCCAUAGAGGACAGAGGAGACAUCGACAUCCAGGGAAAGACCGUCAUCGGCAAGAGACUCUACGACAGCGUUCCCAUUGAUUUUGACCUUCAGAGGAUGGUGAUCUACUGUAAUGGUAAACAGCCAGAGCAGGAGGCAUGCCAUGAUAUUCCCGGUGGCCCUGUUCAGAUGGCAGGACUCAAAGGGGAGACUGGCGUCCCUGGCUCACAUGGGCCCCCAGGUGCCGAUGGCCCUCCUGGACCUCCUGUUCAGAUGGCAGGACUCAAAGGGGAGACUAGGGUCCCUGGCUCACAUGGGCCCCCAGGGGCCGAUGGCCCUCCUGGACCUCCUGGCCCACCUGGACCCCCAGGUAUAGCUGGGGUGCCUGGUGAGAAUGGACAUAGGGGUAAAAAAGGUGAUGCAGGAUUGCCUGGAGUUGAUGGUAUCCCAGGACCACCUGGUCCUCAAGGGCCUCCUGGACCUGCUGGUAGCCCUGGGCAGCUAGGACAUCCAGGAUUACCUGGUGAAAUCGGAUUUUCGGGAAAACCAGGAGAACCAGGAAAACCAGGCAUGCCAGGAAAGGAUGGACUGAACGGUUUCCCUGGAAACGAUGGAGAGAAGGGGCAAAGAGGAGAACCUGGACAGGAUGGCUUCCCUGGCAAUCCUGGGCCAAAGGGAGAUGAAGGCCCUCCGGGGCCACGAGGACCUGCGGGUGAACGGGGAGAACCUGGAUUAGCUGGGCAGUCUGGCCUAGUUGGACCCAAUGGAGAGAGAGGAGGCCAAGGAGAGAGAGGAAGAGAUGGACCAACUGGAGCAAAAGGAGACAAAGGAGACAGGGGUGAGAUGGGCCCCAGUGGGCCAGCAGGGGCCCCAGGAAAUGUGGCCAAUGUGAUCCCUGAACCUGGUGAACCGGGCAAUCCCGGAGAGAAAGGAGAGAAAGGGGACCAAGGAAAACCAGGCGAGAUGGGUCAAAGAGGGCUUCCUGGAGAGCAGGGCUUCAGAGGACAACUCGGAUCUCUGGGCCCUAAGGGUGAUUCGGGUGAUAAAGGAGAGGCCGGGAGAAACGGAGAUCCAGGUCCACCAGGAUUGACGGGCCCUCAGGGGCCCAGAGGACUGCCAGGCAAUGUGGGUAUUCAGGGCAGUAUCGGCCCACCUGGUGUUGCUGGACAGAGAGGAGAGAAGGGUGAUGCAGGCAAAGAUGGUCACCCUGGACCCCCCGGUACAACUGGUGAGCAGGGUUUAAGAGGAGAAAUCGGUUUGCCAGGAAAAGGCAAAGAAGGAGCAAAGGGUGAUACAGGACCUCCGGGGCCAGCCGGCCCUCCAGGACUGAAGGGUCUGCCUGGUCCUCAGGGAAUGCAGGGGAUGCCAGGAAACAGAGGACCUCCAGGAGAAGGGACAACUGGACCCCCAGGGCCUCCUGGACCCGCUGGGCCACAAGGAGCAGCGGGUUUGAGUGGACCUCCCGGAGUGAGCGGACCACAGGGACCUGCAGGACACAAUGGUUUGCCAGGAAGACCUGGUGAAAAGGGCUUCCCUGGAGAACCGGGAAAAGCUGCAGACCUUUCUGAUCUGAAUCUGAAGGAUGUUUGCUCAGAAUGCCCUCCAGGACCAGCUGGACCCCUGGGUAUGCCUGGAGCUCCAGGUGACCAAGGUCAAACUGGGCCACCUGGAAAAAAUGGCCAAGAUGGCUAUCAGGGCCCACCUGGACCAACAGGACCUCCAGGGAAACCUGGUGCUGAUGGAACCAAGGGGGUCAAAGGUGACACUGGACCUCCAGGUACACCUGGCGAUAAAGGUGAAAAGGGGCCCCCAGGACCUCCUGGUUAUCCAGGGGCUGCAGGAGCCAUGGGUCAACCUGGUAAUGAUGGAAACCCAGGUCCUAUUGGGCCACCGGGAAGUCCUGGAGAAAAGGGUAAAGAAGGGCUAAAGGGAAUCCAGGGACCUCCAGGUCUGCCAGGUUUAAUGGGCAUGAUGGGUAAAUCUGGAAAGGAUGGAAGAGCAGGAGAACCAGGAGAUCCGGGCAAGCAGGGUGAGCCCGGAACACCAGGCAGAGACGGACUCAGAGGAAUGCCUGGUUUCAGAGGUCAUAGAGGGGAACCAGGACCAUCAGGCUCAAAGGGCGAAGAAGGGAAGCAGGGAACUCCUGGACAUGAAGGUCCACCUGGGAAAGAUGGGAACGCAGGACCACCAGGGCCAGAGGGCAUGAGGGGGCCAAGAGGAGAACCGGGUCAACCAGGAGAACCAGGAGCACAAGGCAAGUCCGGAACUCAGGGAAAUCCGGGUCAGCCAGGACACAAAGGUGAGGCGGGGAGCCCAGGAUUACCUGGUUUUCUAGGCCCGAAAGGACCAUCGGGUCCGCCUGGUCCAGCUGGCCUGGAGGGCAAACAAGGUAUACAAGGAAGCCCAGGAGACAGAGGACACAAGGGAAACAAGGGUGAUAAUGGAAUUAAAGGAGACAAAGGACCCACUGGAGAUCCGGGCAUGCCAGGUCACCCUGGGCCUCCAGGAAGGAAGGGUCACACAGGGAUGAUGGGCAUGGAGGGACCCCCAGGGGAAGUAGGUCCUGCUGGGCCCCCUGGUCAACCAGGACAGCCGGGUCUCCCAGGAAUCAGAGGGGAGACGCCAUCAAUGGAACAAUUGCGACGGCUGAUUCAAGAGGAGCUAGCCAAACAAUUAGAUGCUAAGUUGGCCUACCUCAUGGCUCAAAUACAGCCCGCUCAUAUCAAAAGCCCGGCUGGACGUCCCGGGUCACCUGGUCCCCCAGGUAUAGAUGGAUCCCCUGGCCGACAAGGCCCACCUGGAGAGUCUGGGAUCCCUGGACAAAAUGGAGCAGAAGGACCCAGAGGCCCAAUUGGUCCUAAAGGUGAACAAGGUGCAAGAGGUGAAAAGGGAGAGGAAGGUGUUGGACAGAGAGGAGAACCUGGUCCAACUGGUCCCAUUGGUCCUGCGGGAAUGCCGGGUUAUGGAAAAGAUGGUCUUCCUGGAUCCGCAGGAGCUCAGGGACAACCUGGUAAUCCUGGCCCACAUGGUCAGCCUGGACCACCGGGACCACCAGGCCAGUGUGACCCCUCCCAGUGUGCAUACUAUGCCAGCCUGGCCUCAAGACCUCACACUAAAAAUGUCAAGGGGACUUAACGCACCUCUUACUGUCCUGGGCUAGCAGCUAUUUAUGAACUUGGACAUUCAGUAAGCCAAGAAUAUCUUCUCUUAAGAUCAAGAGAACUCAAAUCUGGAGCAUCUGAGGGGUGUGUGAAUGUAUGUGAAUGUGUGUGUGUGUGUGUGUGUGUGUGUUUAUAAUAGGCCUUUCACACUGCGCCCAAACCUUGGGUUAACGUCAUCAUAACCCUGGGCUAAGCAAUGUUUCACAUUUGUAAUUUUGAAAGGGUGUUAGUGUUUUUAACCCUGGGAUAGGAAGCCCUGCUGUACCGCACAGUUAACACCGCUUUUGAGGUAUACGGUGUUAUAAUCUUACACCGAGUUGUUUUGCAAUAGACUACCAACCAUAUACUUAACACAGGAGCACGUUGCAUUAUCCAGGCUUAAAAUUGUCAUGUAAAUAAGCCAAAUCUUAAAAGAAAUGGACAUACAUGAAUAUAUAUUUUCAAUCAGCGAGAUAUUGAUCUGUUGUGUAGAGUAAAACUAGAUCAGAUUCACACACGUCGUACAGUUGCAAAAAUAUGAAUGUGCCUUGUUUAGUUUCACAGUCUGGGAAACGGUUACAAAUGUCAAACCAUUUGUACGUUUCCAUGCAUUUUAAAAGUUUGAUUUCAUUCAGUCUAAAAAAUAAUUUGUCAUUUUAUUAUGUCAUGCAAACGCGUUAGUUUGACUGAAAUCGUACCAGAUCGAUUUUUGCAAAGUCGUACUAACAGACUUUGGUAAUGCAAUUGUAGCUUGGCUUCAUCCAGCAUGUAUACACAUUAAUCCAACCACAAUCUGACCUCUGCAUUAUGCGAUGACUCGCAACGUGUAUUUAACACUUCAUUUGCUGACGUCCUUCCUUGAAAUAUUCGAUUUCGUAUCAUGUCACUUAGCAAAAACUUGCUAUAGCCCGAUUAUAACUGCACAUGCAAAUAUACUGCAUGAACAAAUUAAGUGGUGCGAUGGAGUGACAGUAUUUUUUUAAAAUUAUUCCCAUUGAUAGACAAGCAGUUAUUAAAAAGUGUGCGCAUUGUGAGCUGUGCUUGUCCAGUCGGUGCUAUUAACCUCAUAGUAACAUAGCAAGUAAGAAUGUAAACCCAGGGUUUACAAAAGUACAAUAUAAAAUCUCAAAAAUAUGAAUGCCCCAGGAUUAAUUACUAACCCAGAAUGAAGAGUGUGAAACAUUGAACCCAGUAUCACAUAAACCCAGGGUUAAAAAUGGCCCUUGGUCAACAAUUUCAAGUGUGAAAAGCCUAUAAAUGUCCUGCCGGUCAGAGGAAGAUAUGAUUUUUUUAAGGUGAUUGGGUGAUAUUUAGGAGUUUUAUGUACUGUUACAAAGUAAAAACAUGUCCUACCUUUAUGAUGUCAUAAUGAUACAACUUACCCUCCAAGGUUGUGCCGCCCAUGCUCAAAAGGUUUGCUGACACCAUGUGGUCAGUAAACAGGUAUUGAUCCAGUGUAAGAAACGUCUGUACAGAGUCAGGAUGUGUUUAUCUAGUCUGGGGAAUUUUCUACUUGAGGUUUAUCGAUGAAGCACUCUGUUCCGCUGGAGGAAAAAAGACAAAGCAGGGUAUUAUUUCCCUCAUCAGUACCUGAUCUCAACAAGGACCAUUAGAGGUCUUGAAAGAUGUGAGGAAAUGCAUACAGUGCCUUUUAUCUGCUCUUUUUUUUAAUGUAGCCAUAUGUUUGUAAGACCUCUUUUUUUAAGCCAUGAAUUGUGGGGAAAAUAUGCAGUUUUAACAUUUAGAUCAUUAAACAUAAGUUUUUCGAUGGCUUUUGUUUCCUCAGGCAGUUUUUCACAUUUUUAGACUUUAAAGAGGAUUCAAAGCCUUGGUAGCACAGCUGGUUUGUCAUAUAAAAUUACCACUGAAGGUUUGAGGAAUGUUCUGGGUUCAAUAUAAGUUAAGCUCAAUCGACAGCACUUGUGGUAUAAUGAUGAUUACCAUAUAAAGUCCUUUUUAAAAAAAAAAAAGAAGCCAAACUCGAGGUUACAGAGAGGCAUUUACAGUGGAAGUGCAUGGGGACGAUGUUUUGGAGGGUUAAAUGGCAGAAUUGUGAAGCUUAUAAUUUAAUAAAAGCACUUACAUUAACACUUCUGUUAAAACAUGUAUUAUCUGAGCUGUAGAGUUGUUUAAAUUGUAAUUUUUAUGCUCGUUUUAGGGUUUAUGGUGUUACGUCGUCAUGGCAAGAAGCUGUUAAAUUGGAUAUAACUUUGCACAGUUACGGUUAGUUAGUGAUUUUAGCACAUUUAAAUCAUGUUAACCCACAAAUUGUUUACAUGUUGUGGCUAUACUUUUGAAACAGUGAGCAUUUUAACAUUUACAGAUUGGCCCCAUUCGCUUCCAUUGUAAGUGCUUCACUGUAACCCUUUUAAAGCUACCCUAUGUAAGAUUUUAUUAACAAAAUAAUAAAAAAUGUAUGAUCAAGUACACCAACAAUCCGUCUUCCAAACCAUGUAUUUGCCUUAUACCCAGACAGGGGCGAGGCCAGAAGAGUAAAAUGAACUUUUCCACCCCACUUGCCAACCCAACUCGGACCCCACUCACAUCCUGGAGAAGGUGUGCAAUGGCUUAACCCGUCCGUGUUGCACAUGGUCCAUAACAACGUUCCGCUCGUGUGUGGGACGAAACAGCCUUCAAACUAGACCAGGGGCCGGUUGCAUAAAACUGUUUUAGACUAGUCUACUAGUUAGUCGUCUAAAAUGUUGGUCUUAAUUUUUUCAGUCAGUUGCAUAAAAACUUCAGUCUAAUUAAAGACCAAAAUGUAAGACAGCACACCUCAGGCUAACUUUUGUUUACAUUCCAUUUUGCCAUUGAAAAUAACUGUCAGCUGAGCCAGCGGGGGCUGAAAGGGGCUUGAGUUGAGACUUGGUUGAAGACUUUGACCUCAAAAAUGGUAACAAAAUGUUGUGUUUUUAAUUAUUUGGGUUAAAUCACUAAAUGUGUUCAUUAAAAAAAAAAAUUUAAGCAUUGUAGUCCUCUAAUAAGCAAAUAUUCUCAGCGAAUAAAAAUUUAUUGAGCGUCCACUGUCGGCCAUUUUUUUAAGCUGUUCAGUGUCUUAUUUUUCCCACAAUGCAAUGCAAAUUAGACUGUCUUACUAAAGACAACUGUUAGCUUGUUUUAUGGCUUUCUAUGGCGUCUUUAGCUAGUCAAACUAAUUGUUAGAUGCAGUCUAAUGGCAGUUAAUGGCUAUGUUUAUGCAACCAGCCCCAGAUCUCUAGACCAGUUACAACCUUGGUCUAUUUGCUUGCUAGCUAAGCUAUAAUGGUUCCCACCGUUUUACUUUCUAAUAUGUCUAGAAAUCGUUAUGUCUAAUGCACUCAUUAUUUAUUUUGAAAUAAACUACACUACUAAUCAAAACUACAGACAAAGAUGUGCAACUUACCUGCUAAUAAGACAUAUCUUUUCGGAUAUCCGUCUUUUUCUUCCUUUGUUUUUGUGGGUAGGGGCGAGUUUUGUUGUUGUUAGUGGCAUUUGGUGUGAUAAGUCGAUCGUUUGUAUCCAUGGUUACAACGGUACUCGCAGAAGAGCAGAGCCAAAGCUUGACUGAUGUCAUUUCCAUAGCAAUGUUCCUCCGCGAGUAACUUGCAGUUCUAUGCUUCAACCGCUAGAGGGACAAAAGUUACAUAGUGUAGCUUUAAGGGGGUGAAAAGUCUAAAUACAUUUUUGUGGUCACCAACAUUGUCACAAAUGCUGUUAAUUAAUAUUAAAGUCUCUUGUAUUGAAGCCGGACUAUUAAAAAUAUAAUUUAAAGCAAAUUAAGGAGUUUCUGUCAUGAUUUAUGACACCCUCUCACUCACUCACCCUUACAGAAAAGUAUGACUUUAUCUGUAAAACACAAAAUGAGAUGUUUUGAAUAAUGUGCAUGCUGCUGUUUUCCAUACAGUGAAAGCAUAGAGACCAGGGGCUGUCAAGCUCCAAGAAAGCCAAAAAAGUAUGACUAGUGCACUUUCAAGUCUUCUUAUGCUAUAGUUUGUGUAAGGAACAGACCGAAAUGUACAUACAAUUUUUACUGAAAAUUUUUCCCUCCACUGCAGCGCUGAAAUCUCAUUUGCACUUUGCAUAUUCAAACAUGCCGUACCACAUUCAGUUAUGAAAUAUGCAAGAACCAAAGUCAUUUGUUGUCAGUGGCAUUAUAAUUUGAAUUUGAAUAUGUGAGCAAAUUAGUUUUCAGAGAGAGGGGAAGAUUAUCAGUGAAUACGACUUGUCUGUCUGUCUGUUCCUGUAUCAAAUGUAUCAUAUGGCUUCAGAAGACUUGGAAUAUACUGCAUGAAUCAUAUUUGACACUUUUAAUAUACAACUUUUAUACUUAAAUAGUAAGUUUUGCAGCUUGAAAGAUUUAAACACAUGCUUUUGUUGUACAGAAAAAGCAGCUUGAACAUUCUUCAGAAUUUAUGCUUUAUAAGUCAUGACAGAAUUUUCAUUUUGGGGUGAAAUGUCACUUUAAUCACCCAGAUUGCUCCCUUCUGAGCCAAUUAAAGCUGUCUGUUUGUUGAGUUUUUAUCCUCAUUAAAGGUGCUGUAAGUGAUAUGCAUAUGUUGGAAACAAUACAUUUAAUGCAUACAAGUCAAUCAGAAAUGUUUUAUGCCCGUCAGUCAUAUUGCAUGUUCAAGUUUGCUGACAUCCGAUUGGCUAACAUGUCUUUAGAGGACAAGGUUUUGGAUAGAGAAAGUUUCCAAAAUGGUGGAAAUGAGCAAAACCACUGAAAUCGGUUACAGCACCUUUAAAGGAAUAUUCUGGGUUCAAUACAAGUUGAGCUCAAACAACCGUUUUUGUGGCAUAAUGUUGAAUACCACAGAAAUUAAUUUCAACUUGUCCCUCCUUUUCUUUAAAACAAAAGCAAAAAUUUGAGCGACAGUAAUGCACGAAAAAUGGAAGUGAAUGGGGCAAAAAUCUGUAAACGUUCGCUGCUUCAAAAGUUUUGCUAAAAGAUGAAAAACACUUUUCUGUGUUAUAUCCAAUUUUACAUCUUUGUUGCCAUGACAACGUAUCUCCGUAAACCCUUAAUACGGUAUGACUGUUAAAACGACAAUUUAAAAAAUCUUUACAGCUCAAAUAUUAAACAAGUUUUAACAGUUCUUGUGCUUUUAGUCAAUUAUACGCUUAACAUUUUUGCCUUUUAACCCUCCAUAAAUAGGCCCCAUUAACCUCCGUUGUAAGUGCCUCCAUGUAACUUCGAUUUUAUAAAAAAAAAUAUUUGAAUGUGAUAAUCAACAUUAUGCCACAAAUGCUGUCAAUUGAGCUUAACUUGUACUGAGCUCAUAAUAUGCCUUUAAAGAAGGAGGUAAUGUUACAGGUAUGCGGUUCUGCUUGCACCCAAAAAAGCAACAACAAUUUUACCAAAUCUUUUACUAUUUCGUAUGUUUGCAUACAUAAUUAUUCCCAUGUUAAGAACAAAUGUAAACUGUUAUUAUUGCAUAUAUGUCAUCGUUUGCCCUGCCUCGAGGACUCGCAUUCAAGCAAUGUUUUGAUGCAACUUAAUUUGAGAAACUGGUCUUAUGCAAAUGUAUGUAAAUCCAUAGUGAUUUUGUCAAUGCAAGCCAAAGAAAAACACGCUAUCAGCAUCUCAGUCAUUUUCUCCGCCACUUCAUAUCCACUUGUUAAUUUGGCUUCUUUAAGCCAUUAAUGACUGUAAUUUUUUUUUUUACAUCAAUUUGCAUUAAAUUAUUCUAAUGAGCUACAGGUGCGGGCGAUGUAAAAAUAGCUUAAUUUAUGCAUGGUGUAAUCAACCUAUUUAUACUGAUUCUCUGGUGCUAUAAUUCAUUUGAAUUAGAUUGAUGUGUGUACGUGUGAGGGGGGAGGAGCACAUGUGUUAAUAAAGAGUUGAUCAGGUCCAUUUUAUAGAACUGGGUUGUUAUUGUAAAUAAUCAUAUUUCUAACGUGUGUGUGUGUGUGUGUGUGUGUGUGUGUGUGUGUGUGUGUAUGUACUGUAUUUGGUCUUCAACGGCUCUGUGAUUGAUUUACAGGUUUAGAUGCUUCAUUCUUUCAAAGUUAUCUAAAUAAAAAAUAAAGAAAAAAGAUCAAAUGGAUGAUUUUCACAAAACCUCUCAAGAAAAUGAACUGGUCCUACUUAACUCAAAAUCAUACAAAACAAAUAAGUUCUAUUUUGCAUAU